GGGGUGUUGAUGUGCAGGAAGGAAGGCUGAUGAGGUGUGGAGGGUUGUGUGAACGGGGGAUUUAUGGCAUAUAAGAGAGAGGUGUUUGUGCUCUCUUGAACGGGGAGUUUGCUGUUUCUAUAAACUACUUACAAACACAAAGACUUUGAUGGGAUUUUCACAGGUUUAUCAUAUUGGUUUUCUCUUAUCUAUAUUUUCUUCUUCUUCUUCUUGGAUUCUGAUUCACUGGUGGUAACGAUGAUGACGAUUGGUGGUCCAUUUAAGGCGGCUUGGGCUGCGGUUACGGGGUGGAGGGGGAAGAAGACGCCGACGCCGCCGACGGCGGCCGGUGGGAAGACGGAUGCGACGACGGUGGUGAAGGCUGGUGAUACUGAUACGGUGCCGGCUGAGGCUGUUGCGUAUAAGAAUGCGGGAUACUUUGUCAACUGGGCCAUCUAUGGACGCAACUUCCAACCAGACCAGAUCCAGGCGGCGCAGCUAACCCACGUCCUCUACGCCUUCGCCAACCUCAGGGCUGAUGGCACUGUCUUCCUCUCAGACACCUACUCAGACCUGGAAAAGCACUACCCCGCCGACUCCUGGAACGAAACCGGCACCAACCUCUACGGCUGCGCCAAGCAGCUCUACCUCCUCAAGAAGAAGAACCGCACCAUGAAAGUCCUCCUCAGCAUCGGCGGGUGGACCUACUCCUCCAACUUCGCCGCCGCAGCCGCCACCCCCACCACCCGCGCCCUCUUCGCCUCCACCGCCGUCGAGUUCGUCAAGGACCUCGGCUUCGAUGGGCUAGACAUCGACUGGGAGUACCCCGCCAACGACACCGAGGCCCAGAACUACGUCCUCCUCCUCAAAGCGGUCAGGGCGGCGCUCGACGCCUACGCCAAUGAUAACGCGAAGGGGUAUAAAUUCCAACUUACCAUCGCCGCGCCCGCCGGGCCGGAUAAGUAUAACAUCCUCAAAAUGAAGGAUAUGGACGCCUACCUCGACGCCUGGCAUGUCAUGACCUACGACUUUGCCGGCUCCUGGAGCACCGUCACGGGACACGAUGCGAAUCUCUAUCCCAGCAAGACGAUCCCGGAUAGCACGCCCUUCUCGAUCGACAAGGCCGUCACGGACUACAUCGCCGCCGGCGUCCCUGCCGCAAAACUCGUCAUCGGCGUCCCUCUCUACGGCCGCUCGUUCGCAGCCACGGAUGGGAUGGGCAAGAAUUUCAGCGGCGUUGGCUCGGGGAGCUGGGAGAACGGCGUGUGGGAUUACAAAGCCCUUCCCAAGGCCGGCGCCACUGUCCAGGUCGACAACGAUGCCAAGGCAAGGUACUCGUAUGAUCCUGCGACGAAGGAGUUGAUCACCUUUGAUACGGUCGAUGAUGCGAAGACGAAGGCGGCGUAUGUGAAGAGUAAGGGGUUGGGGGGGGCGAUGUAUUGGGAGACGAGCGCGGAUAAGGCGGGGGAUCAGAGUCUGAUUGGGACGUUUGCGGGUAGCUUUGGGGCGCUGGAGAAGAGCCAGAAUUUGUUGAGUUAUCCGAAGAGUAAGUACGCGAAUUUGGUGGCGGGGAUGCCCUGA
Molecule: messenger RNA, 1560 nt
Organism: Pseudogymnoascus verrucosus
Lineage: Eukaryota; Fungi; Ascomycota; Leotiomycetes; Thelebolales; Thelebolaceae
Gene: CHI1
Product: Chitinase 1
Exons: 3
Coding region: 238-1560 (440 amino acids)
Biological process (GO): carbohydrate metabolic process; chitin catabolic process
Cellular component (GO): extracellular region
Molecular function (GO): chitin binding; chitinase activity
Source: RefSeq, a predicted model, not a curated record